GGUAGUCGUGUUGUGACACUGAACUGCAUUGGCGUAGGCGUAUGUUUACAUAUUGAAAGUUGAAAAUGGCGGGUAAUUGCGAAGAUGUGAAUGACGGAUUCGAGUCAUAUAAGCAAGAUACUAGAAUACCUUGUAAAUAUGGCGUUAAAUGCUUCCAGAAAAAUCCCACUCAUCACAAGAAGUAUAAGCAUCCUCCAAAACGACGUCCGGAUGAUCAUCAUGGUUUGCAACAAAACAAGAGACAAAAAGCAGAUAAGCACAACAUUGUAAAGCAGAGUCAAGAUGAAGUGGCGGCCCAUUCUUCCAGCGACCAGCCUAGUGGUGGUGAAAAUGAAAAAAAAGAGCAACAAUCCACGAGCAGUGUUGAAGUUGAAACUGCACAUACUCCUCAAGCGCGUAUUAUUCGCGAAGAUGACUCCAGUGAAGUGGAUGACAAAGGAAGUUCCUCCCCUUGUGAUGUAAAAGAAUUCAUCAAGCAGAAGUUCUUGGUUGAAAUGCCUGAAGAUUUUUAUGAGUUUUGGUUAUUUUGUGAACAUUUGUCUAACAACAAGCCUCAAGAGGCAUUAUGUCCAGUUGGACUGACUUUGGUAGGACCAUUUGAUGUUUUGUGUGGCAAUUUGGGUCCAGGAAGCAAGUACAAGAAAUCAGAAUAUCUUCGCCAUUGGAGAUAUUACUAUGACCCACCAGAAUUCCAGACAGUAAUUAAAGGAGAUGAAAAGAAACUGUUCCAUAUUGGAUAUUUUCGUGAUGAUCCCAAAGAAGCACCUUGCUUCGUCGCAAGUAAUUGUGCUGCUGUGGAUUGCUUGAUAAAACCCAUGGCUGAAAAUCUCUUUGGUGCCGUCAACUCAUAUCUUGAGGAAUACCGUUCUAAAGCAGAUCCAUUCCAAAAAAUGAAAGUUUCUCGAAUACAGAGUAGUCUGCAAGAAUGGGCCACAAACCACAAGAUCACUCUGGAUCUCAACACACCACAAAUGAAAGCUCGAUCUAGGAAAACUGUCUGUAAGACAUUUCAUCAGGCAGGAAUGGUUGUUCCUUAUGACAAGAAGACUGAACUUGGUUACAGAAGCCUCAUAGAGUCUGAAAGAACCUUGAAGAAGCUGUUGGAAAAGGUUGUAACAGCAACAACAGAUGAGGAACGUGAUGCACACCUUGGAAAAUUACAAGAAAUUAUUACAGCAGCCAAUAUCGCCACUGAUGAAUGUGAUUUUGGUACGGGACUGGAAUUAGCAGUAGCACUGUUUUGUUUUGGUGGUGAUGUCUUCCACAAUACCAUCAGGCAGUUAGCAGGAACAGCAUAUGGGCUACUGGGUCGAGAAGACUUUGCUACUAUUCUUGAGGCCCAUCUAGAAGAUCGUAGGAAAGGCAGUGACUUAAGUCUCUUGAAAAAAUAAUGUAAUUGUAACACUUUUUGGAAAAUUAAUUUGGUUUAUUAAUAAAUGAUAUUUUAUACAAUAUGAAAAAUAAAUUUACUACAAAAAU
Molecule: messenger RNA, 1479 nt
Organism: Schistocerca piceifrons (Central American locust)
Lineage: Eukaryota; Metazoa; Arthropoda; Insecta; Orthoptera; Acrididae
Gene: Hpf1
Product: histone PARylation factor 1
Exons: 8
Coding region: 66-1391 (441 amino acids)
Biological process (GO): regulation of protein ADP-ribosylation; DNA damage response
Cellular component (GO): nucleus
Molecular function (GO): histone binding; poly-ADP-D-ribose binding
Source: RefSeq, a predicted model, not a curated record